ACAGCAGCAGUCGUGAAUUAUUAACCCGUGGUUCUUAAAGCUUGCCCACCUGUACAUUACCUAUAAUGAGCUGUACGUAGAUACUCAUUAUAAAUUCAUACCAAGCCAGCGAGUGACCAGUGCAGCAGAGUACCUAUACACUGACCACUUAUAUACAUGUCUGACGUCGUGAGUGAACAGCAGUACGUUCUCGGACAGAAAUCGCCCAGCACGGACGAUAAGACAGAAAACAGGAUGAAAGGAGAGCAACGUAACGGCUACCAGCACAGACCCGAAUCGCCCGGCAGUGACAGUGAUGGUUACAUCCAACAGCCUACGAUUCGAAAUCAAUCGAACACCAAACAGGCUCCCGUGCGCCGUUCCCAGCCACAACCCUACGCCAGCGCGCGCUACGAGAGGUAUGAGGGGGACCCGCCAACACUACAAGACCGCGAGAUGAAAGGACGCGCCAAUCUCGUCAAGUUCUUUAAAGAUGACGACCGUCUACACAGGGGCGUGACCGUCUCCAUCAACGACCGCCAGUUCAAGUCGAUAGAAAGUCUGUGUGAAUAUCUCAACAAGAAAAUCGACACCAAAAUGGGGGUCCGACACAUUUUCAAUCUCAAAACCAAGAAAGAAGUGAAGUCUGUCAAGGAGCUGGAGCGAGGUGACAUCUGCAUCGUGUCGAGUUCCCAGCGUUUCAAGAAAGAUGUGAUAAUGUAUAACUUGUUGAUGGACCAGCCAAUCAGUCCCACCAAGAGCCUCACUACCAACAGUCACAGGUCGUCACGUGAGCAGGGCCGAGCCACUCACGAGCGUGCGCAGUUCAACGACUCCAGGACUUCAAACUCCACGGCAACCAACAAGCAAGUCACCUUCACCAUUAUCAGUAACACGGACCGCUACAGCAAGGAGAAAAUGAUCCUGAAUCCUAACACAACACAGCCGUUCGAACGGAUCCUCGAAGAUAUGGGGACCAUGCUCCAGCUUAAGUACCCGCCAGCAACCGGCAUCUUCUCCUCCAGAAAACCCUAUCAACAGAUUUACAGCUUCUCACAGCUCAACAGAGAGGUCAAGGUUAACGACUGUUUGUUCGUGUGCGGGAAGGAGAGAUAUCCGGAAGAGCUUGGAGUAACUGAUACUAACGAAGAAAGCUUUUCGGAACAAGAACCAGAAUCGGAACCUGUAAGAAAAAGUAAGAAGGGACCACCCGUAAACAAAAUAACGCCUCUAAAACGACGGAACGAGCCAUCCACCGACUUGAAUCAGAAAGAAAACGUCAGUCCUCCACGCGGUAGAGCGGGAAAGGAACCAAAGAAAGCGAACAAGACACCAAUAUACGAAGCUGAGCCACGCCGACAGCCGACCAAGGGAAACAAGACGUCUCGCUACGAGGAGGAUAACGAGUACUCUAAUCAAUCGAGGUACGGGGGAGAUGAAAGCAAGAAGCCAGCAAGAACAUCAAGGCAGCAAGAUCAACCGCAGCCGAGAAAGCCGAACAAGUCAUCGCCGCGAUACGAGGAGGACGAACAGCGGAAACCUAACAAGAACUUUCAGCAACAGAAGCAGCAGCCAGAACAUGGACGACCGAACGGACACACUAGGUUCGAGGACGAGGAAGACGAGUUUGACCGGUCACGUGGGAGCGAUCUGAAAGACGACGGUGUGGAGAGGGAGCAGAACGGUGAACCCAGCAGUGAGGAGGAGGAUGACGAGGAUGAUGAGACGCCAUAUCCGCAAACGUCACGCACCAGAAAGCAAGAAAGGAUGGAGACGCCAGAGUACUGAUUUCAAUGACGUCACUUCUAUUGUAACGAUAUCAUAGCCAGCUUAAUUUCUCAUUAUGUCACAAUAAAAUGCGUUUUUAUAUCGUGACGUCAAAAUCAAAUGAUCUAUAUAAAUACGUUUUGAUUCGUCGUUUGGCCAGUUGUAUAGUGCCCGGAUGUUAUAACGCCAUGCAUUGAUGUGAUACAGUCGCACCCUGGGGACGUAUCCAGACUUUCUUAGGCUAUAUUCUAGAACUGUUAUUUGGAAAGGACAACCUGAAAUAACAUCGAUAUGCAGAAUUUCUAAUCAAAUGCGACGAUGUCUUCUUAUUGCUACCAAUAUCCCGGAGACCGAUACUGUAUUUGUUUCUAGUUUAAUCUUUGUUUUUUGGCGUUCAAUUGGCUAGAAGAGAAGCUCGUCUAUCAAAAUAGAACUCCAACAUUUAAACAAUGGAAAUAAAUCGUGUUUUCCUGAAGCGUAUUCAAUUUCUCGGGGUUAAUCAUUAAGAGUCAUUUGAAAUUCAGUCUCGUAACUAAAAACGUGUAUGUUUUAGCUUUCUUUGUUGAGAUUCAAUCUUUCUUCACGACCUAUCAUCAUGGAAAAAAAUAAACCUCAACAGAAGGUAAAAGCACGUUAAUUAAACAGGUGAGCGCAUAACUCCUCACGGGAUGUUUUCGUAGAAAAAAUACUUUAAUAAUGUUUAAAAUACACAUGGAUUGUCGUCGUUGGUGACCUUUAUAAAUAGUUUCGUUCCCGGGAGGAGUUAGAAUGCGUUACUUGUAUUCAUGGUUCAAUCAUGUUAAUUAUGACGUCAUUGCUAUUAUGAUGUCAUAUCUUGGCAUCACGAGUGGAUAAUGACAAAAAAACUGCUAACGUUUGUGAUCACAGUAUAUAUAAAAAAUAUACACAGGAUAUGUAAAUAGUUUAUUUAUUUAUUUGAUCUAUUUUAUUUUCCAAUUCUGUAAUAUAAGCAAACAUUCACAGAAAAUUUUACGAUUAAUUAAUUUCAUUAUUUUUUGCUCAAUCGGGAAACGUCGGCAUUUUCCGUAAACGAGUAUUUUCUUGUUUACGGAGAGUGCCGACGGUGUCCGAUUGAUUUCAUGCUAAGAAACGGAAAGUAUCUGGUCUAAUUGUUGUAAUCUUUGUGGUGAAAAAUAUUUGUGUGUUAUUAAGUUAUCGCUGUUUGUCGUUGAUAUCAUACCGUUAUGUAACUAUGGAGAUUGUAUAAAAAGUCCUAUCGUCAUUGUUAUUUUUAUGAUGUUAUAUACCAAUUAAACGUUUAAUACAGA
Molecule: messenger RNA, 3035 nt
Organism: Mizuhopecten yessoensis (Yesso scallop)
Lineage: Eukaryota; Metazoa; Mollusca; Bivalvia; Pectinida; Pectinidae
Product: echinoderm microtubule-associated protein-like CG42247
Exons: 3
Coding region: 157-1767 (536 amino acids)
Biological process (GO): intracellular signal transduction
Source: RefSeq, a predicted model, not a curated record